Molecule: messenger RNA, 830 nt
Organism: Trachymyrmex cornetzi
Lineage: Eukaryota; Metazoa; Arthropoda; Insecta; Hymenoptera; Formicidae
Exons: 3
Coding region: 24-830 (268 amino acids)
Cellular component (GO): nucleus
Source: RefSeq, a predicted model, not a curated record
GAGGUCUCACGCGAAAAACGAAAAUGGAUAAGAAAAAGCGCAGUGCAAAUGUUACCGAAGAACAAAAAACAUUAUUAUUACAAUAUAUGGAAAAAAAUCCGCGCUUCUUGUCGGAUAAAUUUUCAGUUGAUUUUACAUAUAAAGAUGCAACCAUCUUAUGGCAAAAGAUAGCAGAUAUCUUAAAUAGUUGCAAUGGUAUAAGUAAAGAUUGGAAAUCUUGGCGGAAAUGCUGGCAAGAUUUACGAUCUCGUAGUAAAAUGAAGCAAAGCAAAAUAAAUGCAGAACGAAAUAAAACUGGAGGAGGGACUGAAUCUAACCUAAAAUUAAGUACAACAGAGGCAGCAACAUUAAAUUUAAUUUGUUCCACAAGUAUUAAUGGACACACAGAGAUAAACGAAAGUGAAGUUCACAUAGGAUCAGACUCUGAGAUACAUUUUGAAAUAAUUGGAAAUGAAGGGGAAUAUCUUCAGCAGAAUGUAGGAGAGUUGAUACAAAUUGGUGAACAUAAUAAUGCAGUCAAUAUUAACAUGGAAAGCACUGAAGCAAACAACAAUGAAGAUAAAGAAAAUUCAUUAAUUGAUAAUAGUGCAUACAAUUUAAAUGAAAAUGAUAAUAAUGGUUCUCCAACUACACUAAUAAUUAAAAAAAGGGAAAAAAAGUUAGACAAUGUUCAAUCUAUACAACAGCCAACAGAGAUACUGGCAGAAGUAGCAAAACAAACUUACCAAAUCCAAAGCUCUUAUUAUGACCAAAAGUUAAUAUUGAAGAAACGAAAGUUAAGACUUCAAAAAAGAUUGGUUAAUGCUGUUGAAAAAUGCAAUCCUUCAUAA